AAACAUUGUAAAGUCAAAACAAAACUCAAAAACACGACGGCAACGUUUCAUUAAAAGUCGCAUUGGUAUAAACGCCAUAAAAACACCCAAAAAUGGCCACAAAACAGUAAAUAAACAACCAAAAUGUAACCCCCACCAUCUCCCUCCCACAAAACCCGUAUAACCCUGAGGAAUUAGUUGUACCAAUCAAAAUGGGUAAGCCAAAGUACGACCAUCCAACCCCCACGUUUCCAUACAAAAUAGCCAAAAGACUGAACAUACUGAGUGUCCCGCACAAGUAUAUCAUUGAUACCGAAGAGGGCAUGCCGGCGCUAACUCCUCAAGGGAUACGGAAGUCAGCUCUGAAAAGUAUUUUGAGUGAUAGAGUGAAUGAUGCUGCUUGGCCUUACGUACGCCGUUUUAUAUUACUAAAGCGCAUGUACAAGAACAAAUUCAGCCAAGAACGCUUAGAGCGCAUCGACCGCAUGAUAGAAGCGGCAAAUGCGACCUGCUACUCUAAGCUCGCCAACUGCGUCAUAGACCUGAAGAAGAAGGACGCCAAGGACGUGAAGAAGAAGCGAGGCUGGAGCGAGAGCGACUGGAAGAAGCAUAUGGACUAUAUCAGCCAGAUUGCUGGGCCUAAGCGGCAGUUUGAACCACCUCCUGUAAAGAGAGGCCUACGUAAACCGCUGGAGCUUCUUUUGCCGAGAAUCAACCAGAACUGUCACUUGCCUGAAUUCAAAUGGUACAGACGGUUGUCCAAAGAGGAUUGGUACCGCGAUCCUGUCAAGGUACCGCCGAACGCUCUCAAAUACCAGAUAACGGACAGAGUGAAGAAACUAGCCACUCCAAGAGCUAUACCGCAACCAGAGUGACCGACUUAAAUAUCAAUUUCCUGAAAAUAAGACUUCCUCGAUAAAGACUAUAAAACCUAAAAGUCUUGUAAGAAAUAAGUUCCAUAAAGCAGUCACAAAAUAAAAUUCUUGGAAAAUC
This is a messenger RNA of Maniola jurtina (meadow brown), 972 nucleotides long. RefSeq lists its product as uncharacterized. Lineage: Eukaryota; Metazoa; Arthropoda; Insecta; Lepidoptera; Nymphalidae. The record is from RefSeq and is a predicted model, not a curated record. The coding region runs from base 192 to 854 and encodes 220 amino acids. The transcript is spliced from 4 exons.